UAUCCGCAAGAUACUGACGCGACACCGCAACUUCAGAGUUCAAACCCUGCUUCAGCAAAUCAGUCUGCUCAUUCCACCAACCAUCAGGCGCUUAUGCUUUAGCUAUUAAACUUUUGUUCAUCUGUCCAGGGCAGCCUAGCGCAGAAGGAUGGCAACGGAGGCAGUAUCUGCUCAGCCUGUUCAGAAUGCGAUUGGUGGCCUCGUUAUGCGAGAAAAUGGACUUAUAACGAGCCUGUCGACGGUGACCAGCAGCAUCUCGACGGCUGCAGACUACCUGACGGUGCUAGGAGACACGGAAAAGGUGGCUGCAUACAAGGAGCUGAUGCUGAGCCUGGGCAAGCUGACGCAUGAGAUCAAGACACACCAGGACGCACUGAGGGAGCUGGGGACCAGCUACCAGGCCUCCGCUGAGCCCACCGACUUCCGCGCGGUGCUGGACGCGGCCCUGGCCGACCGCCUGAAGCGGCAGCCCUACGAGCCGCGCUCGGACGCGGCCAUGCGGGAGUUCGUGACGGGGCUGGGCGAGGACCCGGACGCCGUGCUGGCGGGCGGCGCGGCGGGCGGUGGCGGCGCCGGCGGCCAGGCGGCGGAGGACGAGGAUGACGACGUGGUGGAGCAGGGCGCGGGCGGGCGGCGCAACUGGACCAACACCACCUGCCCGCUCAGCCUGAAGAACGUGCUGGACCUGGAUCACCCGGUGCGCGACCCGGUGGGCUACGUGUUCGACCGCGAGGCGGUGACCGACUGGCUGCGGCGCACGCGGCGGCCGGGCCUGGCGCCGGCGCAGAUGCAGGCGCACCCGGUGGCGGGCUGCAGCCACUUCCUGCGCGAGGAGCAGCUGGUGCCGGCGGCGGAGGUGGUGCGCGAGCAGCGGCGGCGGCGGCUGCAGCAGCUGAUGGGUGGCGGCGCGGGCGGGGCGGGCGGCGCCGGCGCGGGGGUGGCGGGCGAGGGCGAGGACGACAUCAUUGAUGUGUGAGGUGGUGCGGUGCAGAGCGUGUGUGGGGGGGGCGGGAGGUGCUGACUGCUGCGGCAGGCAAUAGGGAAGGAUGGAGGAAGGGAAGGGGCGGGGCGAGUAGGGGGCUGCAGGCGAGCGUGGUGUAGGCCAGUCGUAUCCGCCUUGUGUGAGAUGAGCAGCUGCCGCAGGCCACAGGUCGGGCUGGGGGUGUGUGGCUGCCGCUGCGGCGCUGGCUGCGUUGACUGCUGUCCACACAGUUGUGGCAAUGGGGGUGUAGCGACAGGCGCGCGGCCGUGCCGCUGGCUGCCAGGUCCGGAGCAGGUCGGCGUCAGAGGGACGCAUGGUGAGUGCGGCAAGCCAAGGUCCGUGCGGGGAUACCACAGUGGGGUGGAGGCCGCCGCCCACGCAGCAGGCGCAACCGCGGCGCAUCAUGAGGGGCUGUCCGUUCGGGGCGGCGGCGGCUCAUUGGCGCAGUGGCGGAGCGGGUUGUGCCGCCGCAUUGCCGCAGACGGUCUUGUGGACGCGGACGGCUGGAACUGUGAUGCUUCCGGUAUUUGCGGUGUGGUGUGAUUUGCUACUGAUGCGUAACGGCGCUCGCAAGGGUUGGCUAGGUGAUGUGUGGGUGAGUGCAGGAGCUCAUAACAGCUGUCUUUGCCAAGAGUCGCAUGCUGCCUGCUGUGUGCUCAUGUGUGAGAGCACCUGCAGCGGCGCGUUGUGGAGGUUGAGGUGCCGGGGUGCCUCGUGGGUGCGCACGUGCGUGUGUCAUCGUGCAUACAACGCACUGAGUUGCGCUCUUCCACACCACCGAAAGCAUGAAGCCGGGUGCAACCAGUAGCGC
Molecule: messenger RNA, 1793 nt
Organism: Chlamydomonas reinhardtii
Lineage: Eukaryota; Viridiplantae; Chlorophyta; Chlorophyceae; Chlamydomonadales; Chlamydomonadaceae
Exons: 7
Coding region: 206-976 (256 amino acids)
Biological process (GO): protein sumoylation; double-strand break repair via homologous recombination
Cellular component (GO): Smc5-Smc6 complex; nucleus
Molecular function (GO): SUMO ligase activity
Source: RefSeq, a predicted model, not a curated record